AUGAGGAUAUUCCUGGCAAUGUUCUUCCUGAUUUGCUUAAUACCUGCUGAGCCAAAAGGAGAUGUUGCCAAGGACUUACUGAGUGAAAGGUUAUUGCCAAAGAACUUUGAGGUAUAUCACAUAAUAUCCAACUCUUGGUUAAUUAAAUAUAUCGCCGCAGGGUUAGUGAGCGCGGUGUACCCUCCUGACCAGCUCGUCAACGAGGCCGUCAAAUUGGGAGAGAAAAUUGCUUCCAAGUCUAAAGUAGCUGUCCAGUUAUGCAAAGAAGCCAUCAACAAAUCGUACGAUCUGUCGUUGACUGAAGGCCUGAGAGUCGAGAAGCAACUUUUCUACUCCACCUUCGCUACCAACGACGUUCAGGAGGGAAUGACAGCGUUCGUGGAGAAGCGGGAGCCGCGGUUCACGGACAGCUAAACCUCUUCUGGUCUUGGCUAUUUGUGAAGUAAUUCUUUGUGUACGUCUGCGAUCUUCCAUCUAGAAAAACUGUCGGGAAUUUUGUUUUGAAUUUUUGUAGUAUCGCACCACCUGUGAUACAGGAUCGCGGUUCUAUUGAGAAUUCAUUAUUAUAUUUUGACUUUUAUAUCGCGCUGUUUUCUAUAUUGUAUCACUGCAAGUCAUAUCUUUUCAUAGUUGUUUUCAUAUGUAAUUGUCUUCUGCUGAUAUUUUUUCGAAAUUUGUUCUUUUUUACUUGGUGUUUUGGCACAAAUCCCAAGUUUAUUAAUCAAUAUUAUCAUGACUCAUUAUUAAAAAUCUGUUUGUACGUUAAGCAAAACUUGUUAACUGUAGGCUGGUUUGUAGCCUAGUGCAGAUUUUUUGUAAAUGGGAUGAAUUAUUUUGAAACAAUAGAUAAGCGAUUAUGACUUAGUGCAAAAGUUAUUUCUGAACAAAAUAUGGAAGUUAUAAUAUUUUCUUUGGAUUCUGGUCACUUGACGGUAAACAAUAUGGUCACUUGACGGUAAUUUUCUGCAUUUUUCUUAAACUUGAAUCAGCGCUAUUAGUGUAGGUAAUAUGCAUCGCUUUAUUUCUUGAUAGUUACAUACAUACAUAGCUAAGCUAAAUGCGCGUCCACAAAUACAAGCUCUGCUUACCUGUUCGUGUAAGUCGAAAUCAUUGAAAAACGUUGCUCCGAGAGUUGAUCGUUGUGCCCGUGUGUGACGUUGAAUUGUCAGCGAAAAACAUUACUUUAAUAUUACUUUCAAAUUGGUAGCGUAUUCGAAGUGUCUGUUACCGUGGGAAUAGAAAAUAUGUAUAAUGACCCUGUAAUGAUGUAGUCGGUACUAACAUAUCCUUCAUCGGCGAAAUGCAAUUAAAAAGCAGAAUUUUGUUUUCUUCUUCUUGAUUCAUUGCAUCGAAUUUUUUAGUUGCACUUAGAUGGUAUGCUUAUGUAUAGAACUUACUUCUUUAACGUCGAGACUAACCUUCAAAAAUUGAAAGAAAUUAAUUUUCAUUAUGGUUCACUUCAGACUUGAGGUUCAUUCAGUCAUCCCGCCGACGAAAGGCGCUCAGCCAGUCUGAAAACGUCAAACUUUAAUGAGGGAUUGCUAAGGGAUAUAAUCAUUUUCGAUCAUAAAUGGGAGCAGUAUGUGUGAUCAUGUUAAUUAAAUUAUAUCUUAUUUCAUUGUGACUCCGAUUAUGGCAAUAUUUGUUAAUAAAUGCUUCCUGUAACUUUUUUUUGCCCUUUUCUAUAACUUUUUCGGGUUGCAUGGUAAUGUGGUCGAUCUUUCGUCAUUCUCGGCCUCGGCACUCCAGGUUCUUCGUAGAUUCUGCUGAAGCCUCAUCCACAACCCCUUGCGGCUCAGUCUAUCGUGCCCAAGUACGAAAGACUGAGCCGCCUUUCGCGCGGGUUCUCCUGCGUACGCACUGGGGCCCCAACGGUUCCCUUCCGCAGUCGGAUGGUAACUGCCAGGUUAACGGCAGGUUAGGUAUAUGACAGCAGGAUAUUUUAAUGAAUG
Messenger RNA from Hyalella azteca, 1952 nucleotides. Its product is annotated as probable enoyl-CoA hydratase, mitochondrial. The coding region runs from base 1 to 414 and encodes 137 amino acids. Lineage: Eukaryota; Metazoa; Arthropoda; Malacostraca; Amphipoda; Hyalellidae. Gene Ontology annotation, molecular function: hydro-lyase activity. The record is from RefSeq and is a predicted model, not a curated record. The transcript is spliced from 4 exons.